Messenger RNA from Penicillium canariense, 942 nucleotides. RefSeq names its product heme-dependent oxidative N-demethylase family protein. The record is from RefSeq and is a predicted model, not a curated record. The transcript is spliced from 3 exons. Bases 1 to 942 code for a protein of 313 amino acids. NCBI's taxonomy places the organism in Eukaryota, Fungi, Ascomycota, Eurotiomycetes, Eurotiales, Aspergillaceae.
AUGGCGCCAUACCCAGCGCAGCCCAUCAAAGGCCGGGAACGAUACCGAAUCAUGAUGGAUAUCCGCAAACUGGACGUCCAAAACUGGCUGACCCUCGACCAAAAUUACAUGGAAGAGCAUCGCGUGCGAGACGACCUGCUUCGCGAGAAGCGAGAGAAAGUUCUCCAAUGCCUGCCCGAGUCACAAGACGCCUGCCAGGAGGCGUUGGGAGAAGUCUCCGAUUUUCUCUGCGACAGAUUUCCCAACAUGUUCCAAAAAGUGGUGCAAGACGGAAAUUGUUUCAUUCGAAACCGCAUGACAGGGGAGCAAUUCGACAUUGGUGGCGCACCUGGCGGUGAAACUAUCGACGCGCUUGAGGCGGCAGUCCGACUUACAAUGGAGGAUCUCAGCAUUUUGAUGAUGAACGAGGACGGCGAGUACUACCUGGCCGCCAGUGCCAGUCUGUUUCCGACAGGGUGGACUGUCGAGGAGCGCAUCGGGUGGACGAUCUCCCGCCUGCAUCAACCUGUGCCGCUAUGGCAUCAGCACGUUGCGAGCUCAGUUAGCAAGUUCCUGGCGCGACUGACGCCAACGUCCCCGAUGGAGCGGUCGAACUACUUCGUGGAGAUCAAACGGCCCGACGAGAAUCUGAUUGAGAUUUUGUAUCGUCCAAAGGGGCUGUGUGAGAAAGACAUUUGCAGUCCUUCGCCGGAGGAGAUUCUGAUUCGCCGUGAGAGACAGACUUUCCGUCGACUGCCAAAAACCGGCACCAUUCUCUUCGGGGUGAAAACGUACCUGACUCCUCUGGACCAGCUCCCGAUGCAGGAGCUGGAAAAUCUCGCCACCGAAAUGAAGAGCUGGCCUCACUAUGUGGGUGAGUACAAGGGAAAGGAGGUAUGGGGUGCCAAGGUCUUGGAGUUUUACCAAAGCCGAGUGAGUCAGGUGGACAAGGUUGAGGUCUGA